Hibiscus syriacus is the source of this 547-nucleotide messenger RNA. Its product is annotated as indole-3-acetic acid-induced protein ARG7-like. The record is from RefSeq and is a predicted model, not a curated record. Bases 75 to 527 code for a protein of 150 amino acids. Gene Ontology annotation, biological process: response to auxin. The transcript has a single exon. NCBI's taxonomy places the organism in Eukaryota, Viridiplantae, Streptophyta, Magnoliopsida, Malvales, Malvaceae.
CAAAGCAAAAGCCCAACGAGGAAGAGGAAAGCAAAGGCUUCAAUAUUCUCUGCGUAGUAGUACGCCGGAAAAAAAUGACGACUGGACUUGGAAAAUGGAGCAAAAUUCGACACAUUGUGAGGCUCCAACAAAUGAUGCGGCGGUGGAGGAACAAGGCUCGCAUGUCGGCCAGCCGAAUCCCGUCCGAUGUCCCGUCGGGACACGUGGCUGUCUGCGUGGGGACGAGUUGCAGGAGAUUCGUUGUGCGCGCAACGUACCUGAACCAUCCCAUCUUUAAGAAACUCCUUACCCAAGCCGAGGAAGCGUACGGAUUCAGUAACGGGGGCCCAUUGGCGAUCCCUUGCGACGAGAGCUUUUUCGAAGAAGUGAUCCGGGUUAUUUCCCGGUCGGAGUCGGGUCAUUCCGCCAAGUUCCUCAACAUUGAGGACUUUAAAGGCAACUGCCUCGUGGGGAUGAAGAGUAAGCUUGAUUUGUGGACCGAAUCUCGACCGUUACUUCAUGGGUUCUCUGAGAAAACAAUAUGGUAAAUAAACAAACAGUUGAAAAA